Messenger RNA from Porites evermanni, 2440 nucleotides. The record is from the annotation of a GenBank genome assembly. NCBI's taxonomy places the organism in Eukaryota, Metazoa, Cnidaria, Anthozoa, Scleractinia, Poritidae.
UCCUUUGAAUUUUGUCUUUCAGAUCGUUUUGCUAGAUAUGUAAUCGGAGAUCUGAUCGGUUAUGGCUCCUUUGGCCUCGUUGUCGCCGCUACACGAAAAACAGAUGGAGCACCGGUAUGAAAAUAAAUCCGCACCCGUUUUAACUUUCAGUUGUAAACACCUAUUCAUCCUGGAAUUCAAAUACGUGGUCCUUUUUCCUUAGUGUAAGUCGGCCAAAAAUCAGCCCGCCUGUGAAAUUGCUUACCGCCUAGUUCAUGCACCUGCAUUUUUUACGAGGCUGAAUUAGCCACUUCACUGGCAAUUGACAAUGAUUUUGUCAGAGAAUACAGGCGCAAGUAAAGAGAUACUAUAAGAAUCUUAAAAAGAGGUCAAGAUAUUACUGUCGACAACCAACUGCAGUUUCAACAAUCAAAUUCGGAAAUAUAAUUAUUAUGAGGGAUUUUCACAAAUCUAUUAGAAGUUGCUGGUGUCUCUUCGUUCUCUUACCAACUACGAAAAAAAUUUCGAAAAGGUUGAUCCAAAAUAUAAUACCUCAAACCUUGCGAAAUCAAAAGUAUGCUGACUUGCCGUAAAUUUUAUACAAUUUUUGCGCACGCGUUUUGGAAUUUAGAAACGUUGUUUUUUAGGAGGCGGGGUAACCGGAGUACCCGGAGAAAAAUUGACGUCUUAGAGCAGAGAAAAGGGGCAGAGAACAGAUUCGAGCCCGGGCCAGUCCACAUUGCAGUGCCAACUGUUCUUCUUGCUCCCCAAACUUAUGUUGCCUUAAUCAUCCAUAUUAUUAUAUUAUCUGUCUGGGUGUCUUAUGAUCUUUGAUAACAAGAAAGUUUUACGAUAAUUUCUUUUUUUCCUGUCCUUCAGGUCGCAAUAAAGUUCGUUUCAAAGGAGUCUGUUCACGAGUUUAAAGUGGUGAGUUUUACACUGCACAAGUUUGGGCAGUUAAAUGGAACGAGAUAUCAUGAUAAUGGCUACACUGGAAAAUUUGGAAGAGGAACGGGAAAACCCCUUGGCAUUUUCUAUUACCGAACCGUAGUCUCAGAAACACUUGAUUUUACGCAUCUUGUACUUACAAUAAGUUAUCUGAUACAAAAGACAAGGCUGAGAAGUACAAUGUGUCCUUCACUUGAAAACAAGCGACUACAAAUAUUUUUUUAUGUCCUGAUGAGCGCCAUUUGUUAGAUCCAAACAAAAUAUAGUCCUUCGGUAACAAAACUAGACCUUAAAUUUACUCUGCAACAAUUCUCCUUCAAACAGGGUCACGUUAAGAAAACUAAUCCAGCAGUUUAAAGAAACUAAAGCUAACCAUUUCCUGUGCUCUAUGCAGAUUAAUGGCAGACCAGUUCCAGCUGAGGCCUAUCUUCAAAACAAGACACGCCACUGUUACGUGAUCAGGAUGUACGAACUUUUUACAACGAACGAACACUACGUUUAUGUGAUGGAAAGACCAGAAAUUUGCAAAGACUUGUUUGACAUCCUUCAGGUCAGGGCGACACUGACAGAGAACGAAGCGAGAAGGUACUUCUCUCAGAUCUUGAAGGCUAAUAUUUGCUGCGAGGAAAAUGGCGUCCUCCAUAGAGAUCUUAAACCAGAAAACAUCCUGGUUGAUAUGCUCCAUGACGAAGCUAAGCUCAUUGAUUUUGGGUUGGCUUCUGAAGUCCUAGAGGAACCUUUCCUGAAAUUUAGAGGUAUGAAUAAGCUUUCUUAAAUGCAUUCCAACCUAAAGGUACGGGAAAACGGGCAACAAAAAAUGUGCAACUUGUUUUGUGACUUGGCUGCAAAACGAGUUGAAUGGCGAUGUUGCUCAUUUCAUCACCCACGAAAAAAAAACUUGGAAAAACUUGGAACCUUAGUUUGUUGCAAGACAGGCUCGAAUGUGGGUCGGUUAAAACGCGUUACAUCGCUAUUUAACUUGUUUUGAAGCAAUGUUGCAAAACAAAUUGCACGUUUUUAGUUGCCGAUUUUACUUUAGCUUAACACGUUGUCUCAUGACUUAUGAGUGUAAGCUUACAGUGAGAGGAAAAUAUACGAAUUGAGCCAGCAAGAAAACAGCGCGAAUAUUUUGUUAUUUUUCACUCUUUAGGCUAGUUUAUCAGAAUACUGAAUACUGAAAUAAUUUUACCUAAUGGUUGCUUUAAUUAUAAUAAUUCUUAAUGUGGUGAAACAUAACUGAAACCAGCGUUUAGCGACGCAUAAAAAUGAGAAAAAACUUUUUCAUUUGCUGAUUGUUUUAGGUACCAAAGCUUACACACCACCCGAGUACUUUAGUACAGGGAAGUAUGACGGAUGUCAAGGAACAGUGUGGCAACUGGGAAUUUUGUUGGUUGAGAUGUUAUCUCCAGUCAUGGCGUUUGAUAAACCUGAGCAAGCUCUAACAGCGGCACCUAGAAUCCCAGAAAAUCUCUCCCCAGGUCAGUAUGAAAUGGAAAAUACAAGCUUCUCUCUC